CUAAGCAAUAAAAGAAGUCAUUUUCGAUUCGAGCCAUCUCGACAAAAUGUAAAUCGACUUUAUCAUACAUAAUUACACAGACACAAAACAAUCACUCGUACUCGUACACAGUCAAGUGUCUUUGGUGUAAGACAAAUGAUCAUCCUUGCAUAUUCCAGUCAAAAACCAUAACUGGAGAAGCCAAGGGCGAGAAGGUAUUACUAACUGAUCGGAGGCACUUAAAUUGAAUAUCAAUGUCAUUUCUGACAAGGCGUAUGUAGCAAGACGAUACAAUAGCUUCUAAUGAUUUACAUACUUUGAGCUUCAACAAAUCAAAAACGACAGGAGAUCGAUGAAUUCAAGUCAAGAAAGCACACCCCUUUUGACGUCCAGCAAAUGUUCCGAGGGAACAUUUCAAUACCAUGAUAGUAGCCAAAACGAAGCAAAAGAUGAUGUUUCAAUCAAGUUGCCAGAGAAUGAGGAUUAUUUAUCAGAUGGUCAGGCAUUGAUGCAUCUUCUUAAAGCCAGUAUUGGAAUUGGUGUUCUUGGAUUGCCUCGCGCUUUAAUGAAUGCUGGCAUUGUGGUAGGACCAGUGCUGUUGGUCUUCAUUGCUGCAGCUACAAUUCAUUGCAAUCAUCUUCUGGUAAGCUGUACAAAACGUCUAUCCAUCAACACUGGGAAAUCAUCAUUUACAUAUGGUGAACUUGCUGAUAAAUGCGUUCCUCUACUAAUCCCUCGAUACCCAAAUAUUGGAAGCACAAUUGUAAAUGUUUUGUUGUGCAUGAUGCAGCUGGGAGCUUGUACUAGUUACGUUCUUUUUAUAGUGGAGAAUGUUCAAGAUGCAUUACAAGAUUUGGAUGUGAUAGAUAUCAAAGCCAAACUAUAUAUUCCAAUAUUAUUACCUUUGUUAAUUUUGUUCUGCCUGAUAUCCGACUUAAGAACUCUAUCUUGGCUUUCGUCUUUUGCAAAUAUAAUUAUGCUUGUCGUUUUUAUCUCCAUCUAUCAAUAUCUAUUCAGUCAUGCACAACAGCUAUCAGAGCUGGAGAACUUUGCUGGUUGGAAUGCUUUGCCACUGUUUUUUGGAGCUAGUACGUAUGCUUUUGAAGCUGUAGCAAUGAUUUUACCAGUUCGAAGUAAAAUGAAAAACACAAAUCAUUUCCCUCGAAUAAUUAAUAUUGGCAUGGGGAUUUCAGUUAUCUUAUAUUUAAAUAUGGCAAUUUUCGGUUAUAUGACAUUUCAAGACAAAUGUAGAGGCAGCAUAACGCUUAACCUACCAAAAUUCAAAUACUAUUCUACCGUCAAGCUUAUGGUUUCCGUGGCCAUCUUCUGCACGUAUUUCAUACAGAUCUAUGUAUUUUUUCACAUUCUUGAGUCAACCAUUACUCGACGACUGCAAAGAAAAUAUCGCACAUUUGCUAUUUUAGUAAUUCGAACAACAACUGUGGGUGUCUCAUGUGGUCUGGCUGCUGCAACUCCACAUCUGAAUGACAUAAUAACGUUAGUUGGUUCAACUGCCGCUUGUUUACUAUCGUUUGCAUGUCCAACAAUAUUUCAUUGGAUCUUAUUUUCACAAGAGACUACGCGACUUUUAGCUGUUAAGAACAUUGUUAUUUUAUUGCUCGCAUUUUUAGGAUGCGUUACAGGUACAUAUGUUUCUUUAAAAAACAUCAUACUUGACAGAUGAGCAUGAAAUAACAAGAUCAUUUCAUUUUUACUGCCGCCUUUGUGAUAAAUUUUAAUGCAAAAUAACGAAGGCCUUCAUAGCAACAAUUUUUAACGAUCGUGUAUAUUUCUUUGAAAUAGUAUGUAUAAAAAUCACGAAA
This is a messenger RNA of Xenia sp. Carnegie-2017, 1802 nucleotides long. RefSeq names its product proton-coupled amino acid transporter 4-like. Gene Ontology annotation, cellular component: vacuolar membrane. Gene Ontology annotation, molecular function: amino acid transmembrane transporter activity. The transcript has 10 exons. The record is from RefSeq and is a predicted model, not a curated record. Gene Ontology annotation, biological process: amino acid transmembrane transport. The coding region runs from base 332 to 1663 and encodes 443 amino acids. NCBI's taxonomy places the organism in Eukaryota, Metazoa, Cnidaria, Anthozoa, Malacalcyonacea, Xeniidae.